CAUUGUUUCACGUCGGUUUCAAAAUUUGCCAUUUUGUGGGCCCACAGAACCAAGACUGACCGUUUGACGUGUGCGCACGUAUAUUUGUGUAUCCGUGUGUGCGACACCGUCCGUCCGUCCGUCCGUUCUCAGUAGCGCUUAUCCCGUUCAGGGUCGCGGGGCGCCGGAGCCUAUGCCGGCGGACUUCGGGCGAAAGGCGGACGACACCCUCAACCGGUCGCCAGUCGGUCGCAGGGCACCGAGACACGGACAAGCCUUCGCCUUCGCCUUCGCCUUCGCAGCGUCCGCACCAAAGUCAGGCAAAUUUACCGCUACACCAUCGGUGACUGCAGCGUCAAAGCAAAAAGGAAUAUUAUUCUCACUGAAUAUUAUUACGUGUGUUUAUAUUUAUUUUAUUGUUUAGUAUUUGGUGGUUAGAGCGUCUGCCUCCCAGUUCUGAGGACCCGGGUUCGAUCCCCGGCCCCGCCUGUGCGGAGUUUGCAUGUUCUGCGUGGCUUUUCUCCGGGCACUCCGCUUUCCUCCCGCAAACCAAAAACAUGCGUUCAUUGGAGACUCUGAAUUGCCCGUAGGCGUGAAUGUGAGUGCGAAUGCUUGUUUGCUUGUUUGCUUGUUUGCUUGUUUGCAUGUGCCCUGCGAUUGGCUGGCAACCGGUUCGGGGCGCACCCCGCCUCCCGCCCGACGAUAGCUGGGAUGGGCCCCGGCACGCCCGAGACCCGCGUGAGGAGAAGCGGCUCGGAAAAUGGAUGUGGUUCAGUUGGUAGAGCGGGUUGUCCUGUGACCGGUUGAAAUCCCGUCGCAUGUCGAAGUGUCCUCGGGCAAGACACCGAACCCUGAUUUGCUGCCCGCGGGCGGCUGAAUGUGCGGCUUGGCAAAGCGCUUGGGGCGCCGCGACGCCGUCGAUGAAGUUUCCGAUGUUGCGGAAAUCAAGAUUGGACUUUCAUCCAAAGCUGAAAUGUUCUCGUUGCUUGACGUCAGAGAACAUGGACGGAUGGCUCAAACAUUCCAAACACUACAUGAAGGUAGCUACGACCUAAUAGUGUAAGCGUAAUGUGUUUUAAAUAGAUGAGAUGAAGGAAAAUGGCACAUUUGAACUGCAAAAUGAAAGAAAAGAGAACUCUGCGUAAGCCAAUUGAAAUGACGAAACCAAUGAAAAUCCCUCAAGGGGAACUUCUCCAAUAGGACAGACGAGUGGAAAAGUGGGAUCAAAAUCUCCUUUAUUUGGCUUUCUUCGAUGUCUUGAAGCGGAAAAUGAAGGAUGAAAUUCAAACGUCCUGACGAAUUCCUUCUACGAUGCACGGGAGGGCGUCCGUCUUGUUCUGUUGUGUUCUUUAGCAGCCAUUUUCCCAAAAGUUUGGUGGUGACUUCCUUCAAGGCAGCACGCACGCGCGCGCGCACGCACGCACACAGACCCACUUCUGGUGCGCCUGCUGUCGUGUGGCCUCGGAGACAACAAAACCCUCCACAACAUCUUCACCUUCUUCUCGUCUUCUUUCUCCUCCUGUUCUCUUGCGCUUCUUCUCGGGAAGGGGGAAGGAAGGCGCGCCUUUGCCCGCGGUCGGUCGAGCGGCUCUCUCUCCGUCACUCGGCGCGUCCUAAUGAGGGCGGGCCCCGCCCCCGCUGCCGCGGCGUCACGGCCGUGGGGUUUUGGGGUUUUGGCGUCCGGUCCUGCGGGGCCACGGGGGCUGAGACUUCUUUGCCUUCUCGUCAUCGCUCCGUCGUCUCCCUCGCCGCGCGACCUCUUUGGGGAAAAGAGAAGAAAAAAAAGUCUUUGCUUUCGUUCGAUUCGCCGCCUUCAUUUUUUUUCCUGCCGGGAUUUUCUUUUCUCUCCUGAAUUCGCCAAGGAGAUUUUUCCUCGCGAUCGCCGUUCAAAUGCGAAGCGUGAAAAAGAAAAACCCAAAUCCAAAGUAUCCCAGCCGGCAGGCAAAUAUUUUUCCUCUGCCCGGGUGCCGCUUUUCCAAGUUCCAGAAGAAAAGAGUAACGACAACGACUUUGCUCUUCCUGCCGGACGUUCUUCCUGUUCCUGUUCCUGUUCCUCUUGCUCUUCCUCUUGUUCUACUUCCUCUUCUCGGUCCCGGUCCCGGCGCGGGUCUUCGGCCAUGUUCGGGAUUCAUCACGGCCUCCCGCGAGGCUCCGCGGCGAGCCUGAAGGAGGAGCCGCUCGCGGUUCGCUCAUGGAUGCGCUCGAGCGGCGCGGUCGACGCCGACGCCGCCGCUCAGAGCGGGGUGGGUUUAGCACGAGCCCACUUUGAGAAGCAGCCGCCGUCCAAUCUGCGCAAGUCCAACUUCUUCCAUUUCGUGUUGGCGCUGUACGACCGCCAGGGUCAGCCCGUGGAAAUCGAGCGCACCGCCUACGUGGACUUCGUGGAGAAGGAGACGGAACCCACCGCAGAAAAAACCAACAACGGAAUUCAUUAUAAACUGCAGCUGCUCUACGGCAACGGAGUUAGAACGGAGCAAGACCUCUACAUCAGACUCGUUGAUUCCAUGACCAAGCAGGCGAUCGUCUAUGAAGGUCAAGACAAGAAUCCGGAGAUGUGCCGAGUCCUGCUGACCCAUGAGAUCAUGUGCAGUCGCUGCUGCGACAAGAAAAGCUGCGGAAACAGAAACGAGACACCGUCCGACCCGGUCGUCAUCGACAGGUUCUUCCUCAAGUUCUUCCUCAAGUGUAACCAGAAUUGUCUGAAAAAUGCUGGAAACCCAAGAGACAUGAGGAGGUUCCAGGUGGUGGUGUCCACAACGGUCAGCGUGGACGGACAUGUCCUCGCCGUCUCAGACAACAUGUUCGUGCACAACAACUCCAAACACGGCCGCCGAGCUCGCAGACUGGACCCGUCCGAAGCGGCGUGUCCGUGCAUCAAGGCCGUCAGUCCCAGCGAGGGAUGGACGACCGGGGGCGCCACGGUCAUCCUCAUCGGGGAAAACUUCUUUGACGGCCUUCAGGUGGUCUUCGGGAGCAUGUUGGUGUGGAGCGAGCUCAUCACGCCCCACGCCAUCCGUGUGCAGACUCCCCCCCGACACAUCCCCGGAGUGGUGGAGGUCACCUUGUCCUACAAGUCCAAGCACUUCUGCAAGGGGGCGCCCGGACGCUUCAUCUACACGGCGUUAAACGAGCCCACCAUUGAUUACGGCUUCCAGAGGUUACAGAAGGUCAUUCCCCGGCACCCCGGGGACCCGGAGCGGCUGCCCAAGGAAGUGCUACUGAAACGAGCCGCUGACAUGGUGGAGGCGUUGUAUGCGAUGCCUCAUAGCAGCCAGGAGAUGAUCCUGAAGCGGGCGUCGGACAUCGCCGAGGCGCUCUACAGCGUCCCGCGGAACCACAGCCAGAUCCCGUCGCUGUCAAACGCGGCUUCCCACGGCAUGAUGGCCGUCAACUCCUUCGGUGGCCAGCUGGCGGUCAAUGUCAAUGACGCGACUCAAGGCGGGUACACUCGCAACGGCAACAGCCAACAAUCCCCCAGAGGAUACGCCCCCAGCUCCACCCCCCAGCAGAGUAGCUACGGCAACAGCGUCAGCAACUACUCCAACACUAGCAUGCCUAACCUCGGGGUGGCGUCUUCACCCAACUUCCUCAAUGGAUCCUCCGCCAACUCCCCCUACGGCACUGUGACGACCAGUCCCACCAUGACGGUGUCCAACUGUAGCUCCGCCCACAGCGUCUUUGCCUUCUCUGCUAGCGUAAAAGCCAAGAGCGCCUUCGCUCCAGUGGUUAGACCCGCCUCCUCCCCGCCACUGCCGACCAAUAACUGCGGAGUCUCCGCUGGACUGCAAGGCAUGUCGGGCCUGGCGGUGCCACCGAUGUAGAAGGAAGCGAGGAGGCGAGGGCCUCGACGAGCGGCCGACCCGCCUCGCGCUCGUCCGGAAGGUGUGAUGUCGCGUUCGACGGCGGACGAACGCGGCGAAACAUUUUCAACGACUCUGCCCGAUGUAGCCCCGCCCCCUCCCCAUCAAGCUCCACCCCUUGCAUUAAAUGACAAUUUUCACUGUAACCUUUUCUUAACGUGUGUCCUCACCAGGUCAUUUCCAUAUGCUGGACAUGGUGUGUGCGUACCCGUGUUUGUGUGUGUUGGAAAAACAAACAAAGUCGAAGUGGUUUUCAUUGUGGAACUGUGAUUUUGCUUUCACCAAUGUGAAUGUUUUUCUUCAUGCAAAAUAAAAAUAAAAAUCAUUGAUUGACA
Phyllopteryx taeniolatus (common seadragon) is the source of this 4174-nucleotide messenger RNA. RefSeq names its product transcription factor COE3-like. NCBI's taxonomy places the organism in Eukaryota, Metazoa, Chordata, Actinopteri, Syngnathiformes, Syngnathidae. The transcript is spliced from 16 exons. Gene Ontology annotation, molecular function: RNA polymerase II cis-regulatory region sequence-specific DNA binding; DNA-binding transcription factor activity, RNA polymerase II-specific. The record is from RefSeq and is a predicted model, not a curated record. Gene Ontology annotation, biological process: regulation of transcription by RNA polymerase II. The coding region runs from base 1596 to 3800 and encodes 734 amino acids.